CAGCUCAAAUCUUGACUUCAGUGAGCAGCCCACUGCCGAUUCCUUUCAGUAAGCAAUGAACUUAUAAUGGGAUCGGUUCAAAACUAUGACAUCCAGAAUGAAGUGCUUCUUCAUAUUCCUCAUAUUAUGCAAUCCCAGCUCUCAGCUUGCUACAGACCCCCAAAUCGACGAAAGUGUAGCUCCCGUGUCUGUAACACAGUUCAAUAAUAAUCUCGGAACAUUUAUUGAGUAUAAAGCGCAAGUUAUAACCAAAAAUGGCGUGCUAAAGUUUCAUAAUUUCUAUGCUUAUCAAGCACUUGAAAAAAACAUCAAAUCUCUGCAAGAACUUUGCCAUGGACCCGACCUCGCAGAGUACCGCAACACCAUACAAAACUUGGAUACUGUUGAUCUUGAAAACACAAUUUCGGAUUUCGUUCGUACUGUUUAUCAAUACACUGUGCCAAGCACCUGGGAUCAAAAAUUUAACCUUUACCAAUUGACACCUAUUCCCAAAUUGCAUCUAAACGGCACUAUCGAGAUUUUGGACAUUGAGAGCCCAUACGUAGGUAUUAAUGAUGAGCAAAAUAUCUAUUUCAACCUACAAAAUUUGGAUGACUGCUUGAAAAUGAAUAGUAAUACAUUAGUUUGCGAAUUGAAUGGUAUCCUCACAAUCAGUAAUGCGGAAGUGCCUUGUGCUUUAGCUGCGAUCCGAAAUCAAACCUCCACAGCCUGCACUUCUCAUCUUGUCAUGCGAAACGCCAUAUGGACACCACUUCUAGCACCAAAUUCUUGGAUGGCGACUGUCAAGAAGCUCACAAUAAAUGUUGCCUGCUUCCGAGAUGAACCAGAACUGAAAAUACACGGUACCGUCGUUUUAACGAUUCGCAGCGGCUGCAGAGUCUUUGGCACACCUCUAAAUAUCCAAGGAAGUCAGCGUAAAUGGACGCUUUCCAACCGGUCUUAUGCCUACCUGCAACCCACAAUAGAAGAGAAACCGGAAAACACUUUGUUUCCAUAUAUCACUGGAGCUGUCGUAAUUAUUUUGAUUUUCCUGUGUGCCACCUAUUGGUAUUACCAUUUGCACCAAGGCUCUCGGUUUUCCUUUACCAAUCGAAUAAUGGAGCAAGGUUUAUAGACCUACUAAUUGUGUCGAUUAUAAUACAGUUUUAUUUGUUUGGUUUAAUUGCAAUAAAUAUUAGUUA
Drosophila subpulchrella is the source of this 1181-nucleotide messenger RNA. RefSeq lists its product as uncharacterized. The record is from RefSeq and is a predicted model, not a curated record. The transcript is spliced from 2 exons. Bases 86 to 1114 code for a protein of 342 amino acids. Lineage: Eukaryota; Metazoa; Arthropoda; Insecta; Diptera; Drosophilidae.